Nezara viridula (southern green stink bug) is the source of this 252-nucleotide messenger RNA. Lineage: Eukaryota; Metazoa; Arthropoda; Insecta; Hemiptera; Pentatomidae. The record is from the annotation of a GenBank genome assembly.
AUGGCUGAGAGCAGGUUCCCCAAAAUGAUUUUGGAAGACGACGACAAAGAGAGCGACCACGUAAUAGGCACGAAGGAUUCCAGACUCCUGGAGUUUAUUUUUCGCGGUCUCGGAAUGGCUAAGAUAAUAGUUGUAACUCCUUCCAUAAGUCAACCCCGACCGACAGCUGUAAGACAAACAGCGCAAGACUAUCUGCAAUCUCACGCAAGAGGGACUGACUCAGAACCUCCAAGAAAGGCUGAUACAGUUUGA